UUUUACUCAAGUACAAGAUCUGAGUACUUCUACUUUUACUCAAGUAAGAGACCUGAGUACUUCUACUUUUACUCAAGUACAAGAUCUGAGUACUUCUACUUUUACUCAAGUACAAGAUCUGAAUACUCGCCAUGUCCAACGACAGCAGCCUCCUCAGCGUCUGGGAGGCCUCUGAUUGGUCGGAAACGUCACAGUGCCCGCCCUCUGUAGGCGGAGCCACUUUCCUGAUUGUGGCGUACAGCAUUGUCAUAGCGAUAGGGUUGCUGGGCAACGCAGGACUGGUGUUCAUCAUCGCCCGGCAACAGGAGUUACGCAACGUCACCAACAUCCUGAUCGCCAACCUGUCGUGCUCCGACAUCCUGAUGUGUGUGGUGUGUCUGCCCGUCACCGUCAUCUACACACUGAUGGACCGCUGGGUGCUGGGGGAGGCGCUGUGUAAGGUGACUCCCUUCGUGCAGUGUGUCUCGGUGACGGUCUCUGUGUUCUCGCUGGUUCUGAUCGCUCUGGAGCGCCACCAGCUGAUCCUCCAUCCCACCGGCUGGUCCCCUGCAGCCGGACACUCCUACCUGGCUGUGGGCUUCACCUGGCUGCUGGCUGGCGUCAUCUCCAUCCCCUUCCUCUCCUUCAACAUCCUCACCAACGACCCCUUCCAGAACAUCAGCCUGCCUGCCAACCCCUUCAGGGACCAUGUGAUCUGCAUGGAGCUCUGGCCCUCAGACCAGCACCGGCUCCUCUACACCACCUCUCUGCUGAUCUUCCAGUACGGCCUGCCGCUGCUGCUGGUGCUGCUCUGCUACCUGAGGAUCUUCCUCCGCCUGAGGAGACGCAGGGACAUGUUGGAUCACAGCCGCAGGACUCAGAGCGCUCACAGGAUCAACGUCAUGCUGCUCUGCAUCGUGGUAGCCUUCGCUCUGUGCUGGCUGCCGCUCACCGUCUUCAACACUCUGUUCGACUGGCACCACCAGGCGCUGCCCGACUGCCAGCACAACGCCGUGUUCUCCGCCUGCCACCUCACCGCCAUGGCCUCCACCUGCAUCAACCCCGUGGUGUACGGCUUCCUCAACAGCAACUUCCAGAGGGAGCUGAAGGCGACGCUGCAGCGCUGCCGGUGUGGAGGCGGACCGGCCGAGAUCUACGAGAGCUUCCCUCUUUCCACGGUGGGCAGCGAGGGCACGACUAAAAACACCUCCAUGAAUAGGAUGGGGUCCGUGUGCGUGCUGUCGCCAAAACUCGAGAUCAGUUCGGUUUUACGGGACAAAACAAUACCGGCUAACACCCGAGGAAGAAGUUUGGCUGACACCUGAAACACUACGUUACUGUGCAUAACUUUGCCGGCAGAUUGAAACUUCACUCCAGCCGGUUGUUGGGCAUAUAAAGGUCGACUGAUGUAGCUUUACUUACAAAAGACAGGUACAUAAUCGUGUAAAUGAUUGUGUAAAACCAAAAAAGCUGAAAGAACAUGAUCGCUAAGCCCCGCCCCCUUUGGUAACCAUUAGCCGCUUUCACACCAAGUACUUUCCCGUACUUAGUUCCCAGCACUUAGUUCCCAGCACUUAGUUCCCCCAAGGAACUAAGUACAGAUCAGGAGGAUUAGGAAAAUGAAGCUGCUGACCUCACUUCUUCUUCUUCUGCUUUGGGUUUACUGGCAGGCCGCAAACCACUUCACAGCGUAUACUGCCACCCGGAGUCUCCGGCCGGAAGUCCCCGGAGUUGGGGGAGACUUCAGUAGAAGCUGCUGGGACUCCCAGCAGCUUCU
This is a messenger RNA of Gymnodraco acuticeps, 1756 nucleotides long. Its product is annotated as neuropeptide Y receptor type 1-like. Gene Ontology annotation, molecular function: neuropeptide binding; neuropeptide Y receptor activity. The coding region runs from base 132 to 1304 and encodes 390 amino acids. The record is from RefSeq and is a predicted model, not a curated record. Lineage: Eukaryota; Metazoa; Chordata; Actinopteri; Perciformes; Bathydraconidae. Gene Ontology annotation, biological process: G protein-coupled receptor signaling pathway. Gene Ontology annotation, cellular component: plasma membrane; neuron projection. The transcript has 4 exons.